CGAAGAUGAUUACUAUUUAGAGGAGGAUAAAAUGGGAAUGACGGUUACAUCUGGCAGUGUGACUAUUAAGAAGGAUGCCAGUAAUUUAAUUGGCAUCAGCAUUGGAGGAGGAGCUCCUUAUUGCCCGUGUCUUUAUAUAGUACAAGUCUUCGAUAAUACACCAGCUGCUAAAGAAGGCACCUUACAAAGUGGUGACGAAUUGGUUGCCAUAAAUGGAACUACAGUAAAGGGUCGUACUAAGGUUGAAGUGGCAAAAAUGAUACAAGGAACACAGGAGGAAGUUAAUAUAAAUUACAAUAAGUUUCAUGCCGAUCCCAAGCAAGGAAAGACAUUAGAUAUUGUAUUGAAAAAGGUAUAUUUUAUCUAA
Molecule: messenger RNA, 367 nt
Organism: Ctenocephalides felis (cat flea)
Lineage: Eukaryota; Metazoa; Arthropoda; Insecta; Siphonaptera; Pulicidae
Gene: PICK1
Product: PRKCA-binding protein
Exons: 4
Coding region: 32-367 (111 amino acids)
Biological process (GO): dendritic spine maintenance; regulation of Arp2/3 complex-mediated actin nucleation; receptor clustering
Cellular component (GO): trans-Golgi network membrane; postsynaptic density; postsynaptic early endosome
Molecular function (GO): protein kinase C binding; phospholipid binding
Source: RefSeq, a predicted model, not a curated record